This is a messenger RNA of Metopolophium dirhodum (rose-grain aphid), 1604 nucleotides long. Its product is annotated as KICSTOR subunit 2-like. Bases 271 to 1506 code for a protein of 411 amino acids. The transcript has 9 exons. Gene Ontology annotation, biological process: negative regulation of TORC1 signaling; cellular response to amino acid starvation; protein localization to lysosome. Gene Ontology annotation, cellular component: KICSTOR complex. NCBI's taxonomy places the organism in Eukaryota, Metazoa, Arthropoda, Insecta, Hemiptera, Aphididae. The record is from RefSeq and is a predicted model, not a curated record.
CUCAAUCUUUAUGAACCAGUUGACGCAUGUCCGUGUACCAGACGGAUAAACAUUUUAUAAUCGCUUAUCAGUUUCAAAAACAUUUGUGAUACCGUGAUCCUGUAAAAUGUAAAACAAAAUAUUUUAAUAGUUUUGAAUAGGUAUUUAUUAAAAUGUAAAUAUUACUCUUUAAUCUGUAACAUUACAUUAUUUACUAUGUUGCCUCAAGAACGUUUAUGAUUAACAUUGGAGCUCGAGUAUUUAUAUAAUAAUAUAUUGGCGUAGGUAAACAUGGCAAAGUCUCAAGAAGAAAUCGUUCGUAUAUUUUUUAACCAUUUAUCAAGAUCCAGCUAUGAUGAUGCAAAAGUGUUUAUGGAGAAACAGCGUUUAGUAUACUUAAACAAUGCUUGGCCCAAGGCAAUGUUUGAUAUUCUAUGUGAUUUUGCUUUGGCUGAAAAGAAUUACUAUGAUACCAAUUUUGAACCUUCGAAAAAUAAAAUUGUUGAGCGAAAGGAAAACGAGAACUAUCUGGACUUUGUGUACAAGACCUUGUUUCAAGACCUCGAAAAACUUCAGACUGAGGUUGAUGAUAACUAUGUUACAAAAUUUAUGACUACGCUUCUACAGUUUAUAUCCGUUAGACUCCAACUUCUUGAACUAUAUGAUAAAUUAUAUGAAAUCGGAACAUUGAACAGUUGGAUUAAUUUUAGUGAGCUAUCUGAAACUGUUGAAAAUAUUCAGAAUGAUCUAAGCAAUUUUUCACCUGUUGAUCAAGUAUUAAGAAUUGUACGGUAUGAGCUGGAUUGCAUUCAACAUUUAUUCAAGUGCCAUGAACAUUUAGGGGAUUGGUCAUAUUUUAAUUCAUUGAUUAGCUUAAAGGAAAGUAGUGAUGCAUUUAUCGUUUGGGAAAAAUGUUAUCAAAACCAAGAGGGUUGGAGAUUUAGCUCAUUGUUUAAGAGCAAAAGUACAUUACCUCCAUUGCUUUUAUGGUUCCAAAGAUUCAAACACAUGACGAUUUCUAAAUAUAUGUUGUAUUUUUAUGGAAUUCUUAUACGACAAUCAUCAUUGCGUGAAGUGAAGAAUACAUGUGAAACCAAAAAUUUACAUUUUUUCACAAAGAUGCAACAAUUAAAGCAGAAGGCAGAGGCUUUAUCUGCAAUAUUGGUGUAUGAAACCCCUGAUUAUCCUACUGAUAAUGACUCUUGUAAUGAGGGUUCACCUACUCCACCUAUAACUAAAAUGGAUCCAUAUUUUAAGUAUAAAGUUAUGAUCAGUUAUCCAAAGGUCCCAGUUAAAUUUGAUGUAGUAGAAAAGAUAAGAAUUAAUGAAGAAGAAAACUCAGUAAAUAAAAUUGAAAUGAUUACAGAUGAAGAUAUCACUUAUAUGUUAAUGAGAGUGGACUUGAAAAUAAUUUUUAUCAUGUGUUUUAAUGGCAAACCUAAAAAUGAAGAAAGGGAGAAAGCAAGCAUAUUAGAAUUUGUUUCAAUGCUUCGAUGUCACAGAUAUUUUACUUCUGUUAAUAGAUAAAAAUACUUUACAAAGAUAACCUUUAAUUUUAUAUUCAUAAUACUUCAUAAUUUAUUAAUUUAUGUAUUAAACUUUUAAAGUAUAUGAAUAACUGGUUA